This is a messenger RNA of Epithele typhae, 1158 nucleotides long. RefSeq names its product glycoside hydrolase. The record is from RefSeq and is a predicted model, not a curated record. The annotation marks the transcript as partial. Gene Ontology annotation, cellular component: extracellular region. Gene Ontology annotation, molecular function: chitin binding; chitinase activity. The transcript is spliced from 4 exons. Gene Ontology annotation, biological process: carbohydrate metabolic process; chitin catabolic process. Lineage: Eukaryota; Fungi; Basidiomycota; Agaricomycetes; Polyporales; Epitheliaceae.
GGGAUCUACGGGAGGAAGUUCCCACCGUCACUCAUCCCGGUCGACAAUCUCACACACAUUCUCUACGCCUUCGCGAACGUCAAGUCUGACUCUGGCGAGGUCGUUCUCUCCGAUGCAUGGGCAGACACGGACAUCCACUACCCCGGAGACUCGUGGAAUGACAAUGGGAAGAACUUGUACGGCAACUUCAAGGCGAUCUACAACCUCAAGAAGCAGAACCGCCACCUCAAGGUCCUCCUGUCGAUCGGCGGAUGGACCUACUCCCCGAACUUCCACCCGGUCGUUGUCAAUCCCGCGCUGCGCUCCAAGUUCGUCGCCUCCUCCGUCAGGCUGCUCGAAGAUCUCGGGCUCGACGGGCUCGACGUCGACUACGAGUACCCCCAAAACGACGCCCAGGCCCGGGGCUACGUGGACCUCCUGCGCGAGAUGCGCGCGGCCCUCGACGCGCACGCGGCCCGCAAAGGCGCCAACUACCGCUUCCUGCUCACGAUUGCGGCCCCUUGCGGGGCGGACAACUACAACAAGCUCCACGUACGCGAGAUGGACGCGUCACUCGACUUCUGGAACAUGAUGGCGUACGACUUCGCCGGCUCAUGGGACACCGUCGCUGGCCACCAAGCCAAUCUCUUCGGGGGUGCCCUCAGUGCGGCGCAGGCCAUCAACUGGUACAUCGGGAAGGGCGUCCCGCGGCACAAGAUCGUCACCGGCGUCCCGUUGUAUGGACGCAGUUUCAUGAACACCGAAGGCCCCGGGGCCCCAUUCAAUGGUCUCGGUCCCGGGAGCUGGGAGAAGGGUGUGUACGACUACCGUGCCUUGCCUCUCCCCGGCUCGUUCGCCUUCCAGGACGAGAAGAUGAUCGCCAGCUGGACGUACGACUACAACACGAAGGAGAUGAUCUCCUUCGACAGCGAGCAGAUCGCUCGCUGGAAGGGGGACUGGAUCCGGCGGGAGGGUCUUCGCGGGAGCAUGUUCUGGGAGCUAAGCGGAGACAAGGGGUCCCCGCGUGACGGGAUGGAAGGCGGUCCCGGUAAAGAGCCACAGCCGGGACGCAGUCUGGUGGCAGUUGUGAAGGAGGCGAUGGGCGAGCUCGAUCAGAGCCCAAAUUGGCUGCAGUAUGAAGGCAGCCAGUAUGAUAAUAUGCGGGCUGGCAUGCCGUAA